Messenger RNA from Bursaphelenchus xylophilus (pine wood nematode), 358 nucleotides. NCBI's taxonomy places the organism in Eukaryota, Metazoa, Nematoda, Chromadorea, Rhabditida, Aphelenchoididae. The record is from the annotation of a GenBank genome assembly.
AUGCGUUUAAUUGUACUGGGAAUAAACGUAUUUUGGCUCGCAGUGUUUCUGUUUGGAUACUACAUGAAUCCUCGACAUGGUAAGUCCCUAUUCUUCAAUAUAAUCCCAUCUUUCGUUUGGAUGUCAAGUAUAAUAUAAAUUUUUUAUGUUUUCAGGACUUUUAAAGACUGGAUUGAUGCUCACAGCCGUCUGCUGUUACAUGUUUUGGUUGAUUAUCUUUUUGCACCAAAAAAAUCCGCUGAUUGGACCACAAAUCGCGGCGAAAGACCUGUGGUGGAUGGACCAACAAUGGGGCUCGAUCCAUCGUCCAGUCAAACGAGAAGCCGUCGAUUGUGGCGAGACCUGCUCCAGAUACUAA